CCAUAAUUGUGAUGGAACGCCAGCGUCUCACCCCACUCUCGCCUUCACACACCCUCUCAUGAUUUUGUCAGUCUCCAUCUUUGCCGAUUGUAAUUCGUUUUUCUAGAGAUUUUACGUAAUAAUUUGGCAAUUUUAAGUGACCAGAGACAAUUUUAAGUAUUUAAUGGGUGAAAGAGGAGGACCAAUUGUUCGUGGCCGAGGCAUGAUGAGUCGUGGAGGCCCCAACAGGGGACGGGGAAUGGGCGAUCGUGGUGCUCCCAGAGGAAUGCGUGGGGGCAUGAGAGGUCGUGGUGGUCCUCCGCCAAGAGGAGGUGGCCCUCCUAGAUCGGAUGGAGCACCUUCUGCAGAGCCUCAGCAAAUCAGCCCUCAGCAAGGCGAGGCCAUCCCUACAACUGCUGGCCGUGGAAUGGGAGCGCCAAGGGGAAUACCUACACGGGGUAGCUAUCCUCCUCGUGGAAUGAUGGGUGGAGGGAUGCGAGGCCGCGGUGGUCCUGGACGAGGAAUGCGUGGCAUGGAUCGUGGAGGCCGUGGUGGUGGCGGCAGUAUGAGAGGCCGCCCUGAUUUCAUUCCUCGUGGACGACCUGAGGGUGGAUUUAUUCCUCGAGGCCGAGGUGGAGAAAUGCGAGGACGAGGUGGAGACUUCAUUCCUAGAGGAAGGGGCGGGCCUGUUGGAUUUGAUUCCCGGUCGGCCCCACCUAGAGGAGGUCCUGGUGGAUUCCAGCCGCGCGGUCGUGGUGGCUUUGAUCGUGGUCGUGGUGGAGAUCGUGGUGCCCCGAGGAGCCGUGGCGUUGGACAGGGCUUCCAGCAGCGCAAUGUGUCUGUUCAAGAUCAGGCACCAUACAGACAACAGCAGGGUGGAGAUUACAGAGUUGGAUACCAGCAGCACCAAGGAGAUGGACUAAAGAGGCCUCCAAUGGGAAUUGCUCCAUCAGGAGCUCCACCUAAAAGGGGAAGAUACGACGACCAGCAACAGGGUGACCAUUAUCAGUCGGGAUACUACAGACAAGGCCAGCAGGGUGGUUAUGAUAACUACCAGAAUCAAUCUGCCAACAACUACAGUAAUGGUAAUGCUGUGGACUACAGCUAUUCACAGAGCGAAAUGGCCCCUCAAUCGGAAUACAUGGCGCCAGCCCAAAGUGCUCCACCAGCUUACGGAGGCUCUGACCCUUAUAAUUCUUAUCAGAUGCCUGCUCAACGAUCUGAUCAAAGCUGGGGAGCUUCUGAUCCUUACAGCAGUGGCUCUGGUUAUGGAGGUGCCUCUUCAGCAGGUUAUUCCCAGUCUUCUGGAGCUUAUAAUGGACGUGGUUAUAAUGCUCCUGCCCCUGCUUAUGGAGGGAACGCAGGAGGUGGCUACAGCCAAGGCCGCGACUAUGACAUGGAUCGCAGAUAUUGAGCGUGACUCUAAAACAGGAGUGUGCAACCGAUCUUUUUUUAUAUUUAGUGCACAAGCCACUAAGCCACCUUUUAACUUUAAUUUAACAAUGCUGUACGAAACUUUUGCGAGAGCGCGAAUUUGAAGUAAAAAAAAUGCUGAUCGUCUCUUGAAUUUUAUACUUAAGUCGUAUUAUAAUCAUGCUAAUAUGUAACUCUAACUUUAUCCAUUCAUUACUACUCUUCAAUUGCGUGUGUAGACGGAAAAGAAAAAAAAAUAAAAUUGCAAAUGUUGAUGCAUCUCUAGUACAGUAAAAACAAACUAUUCCUCGUUGUCUUUGACUCAACCUUUAUUUUUAAGGUAGAUAAUAAUUUUAGACGACAUUAUUUUCUAUUCAGUUUCUCCAGUUUCAUUUUAAAUUUGAAUCAUUCAAAUUCUGUAAAAGUGAAAGCAAAGACUGAAAAUUUUAGGUUUUUUGCCUAAAAGUUUAACAAGAUCCCUUAUUUUCCUAUAAUGGGGAAUACAAAUUAAAUUUUGUAAGCCAAGUUAAUCAAACAAUUAUUUAUUUCUUGUGCCGCCUUUCAGUCAAACCAAAUCUCAGGUAACAAUUCAGUUGAAUUAAAUAUUCGUGUUGAUCUAGGGGUUGUUCGGUUCCUCAAGGUAAUUUAUUUAUUUGAAUCGGCCAAUGAUCUUUGACAACGCGACGGCGACCGCGGGUGGGCUUGAUGAAAUUUAUAUAAAUAGGAAUGAAGCAAAAAGAGCAAGAUGAACUAGUGCAUCGUUGCUCGACCUGAGAAGCGCUUGACAAAUGAAGUCAGGUUGCUUGCAAGUACCUAAAGGUAAAAUAAAGAUUCACAUUUCACACAUGAUUGACAUGAUUCACUUUGCUUCAAAAGAGGAAGAGAGAGAAGUUCUUGCGGACGCAAAUACAGAGCAAGGCAAGUGUUGCGCGUCUGGGCACAUGACUUAAAAUCAAAAAAUAUAAGUUUGCCUGAAUUAUUACAUGUGAGAUUAACCAAGCCCGUUGGCCCAGUGGUUAGAAUGCUUGCAUUCUAAUCAGUGGGAUCCUCGGCCGUCAUGGGAUCAAUGCUCAGCCUGAGGCUUUUUGUGGAAACAAAUAGCCUCUGGUAUGCGAAUCAUUGAUAAAAUUUCGGCUGACACGUCGGGAAUUUGGGAGGUAUGGCAUGGCGCAAGUUGUACCAACCCGCACUCACAAGCUGGAAGAACUCGGAUUGCGUGGCGAAUGCCUCCAUUCAUUCCAAGUCCUUCGUGGCAAGGCUGGGGCAAGGUCUCAAGGGGGUGGGGGGUCAUGCAAGCACCACCAAAUUAGCUAGAAAGCCCCCGAAAAAGGGUCAGGCGUCAGGUUGGUUGGGAGGUACAAAUGUGCAAAGGGUGCUUGACUUUGGCAAGAGACCGACCCAAUAGCCUAACAAGCUCACGGGUGCCAUAAGCAAAAAAAAAAAAAAAUAAUAAUAUUAUUCUAUACGGAAUAAAUAUUAUCUGAAUCUGAAUAACGAGAGAUUUGGUUGACUGAAAGGUGGCACGCGGGCUAUUGCAAUAUAAUAUUGAAAUAAUUUUUUGAUUUAAUUGUCGUUACAAUUGAAUAUCGACUAAUUAUACGUUAUUAAAACCCCCUCCUUAAUCCACAAAGAAAUCAAUAGAAGGAUGAAAAAUCUGGCGAGACGAAAAUCUAAUCAUCAAUCAAACGCUAAAGCAGGUACGAAAUCAGGUAAAAUGAAACAAGCGUGAAGUCUGGAAAGACAAUUAAAUUCUUUAUCCAUUUCACUGGUGUUCAAUUAUAAUCUUAAGAGCAACAAAAUUAAAAUUCAUAAACGAUUAAAAGUAUGAAUGAACAUAACACCAGAAUAAAUUUUCAUGGUUUAAGGCAUAAUUUCAGGAGUUGACUGAUUAAAAAAAAUAUAUUAUUACUUAUUUAAUAGGAAAGUAUACUUUUAUUUGUUUUCUAUUCAUUUUAGGAUAAUUUUUUUUAUCAAAUGCUCAUUAGUUGAUCAUACUUUUCUGGAGAUUGGAAAUUUCUCUAAACCUAACUCCAAGUGGAGGGAAAGUACUUUAGCCGUUUGGAUUUCUAUAAUUUAGCUAAGCUCCUUUCAUCACAAAUAUGAUAUUGAAUUUUUAAUCCACAAAGUUCUUGUUCCCUAAGAAACACCACUGCACUUGCUAUUUUUAUUCUACUGGUAAACUUAAAUAAUUAAAAUCAUGCAUAGUUUUAUAUUGCGAAGCUAAGGACAACUCACUCGAAUCAUCCUAUCACACAUACUUGUGUGGGGAAUCAGCAGGUUGCCUUUCAAGUGCAGCUACGCAACUAGUAACGAUAAUUGAAAAGGAAUUGGCUGCAAUUUGUAGCUUAAUCGUCAUAAUGUGUAAGUAUGAACCCACAAAAUAAUUUACUCUACAAUGUCGAGUAAUCGAUAAUUAGGCAGGGCUGUUUCCCCGAGAACAGCUGAUCAAUUUCAUAAAAUAAGAGCUGAGCAAAGAGUCUAGGCAAAAGGGCUAUUCACAUUCAUGAAUGUGCCGAAGCAUGAAUUGUCGAUAACAUAAAAGAGCAAAGGAUGGUGAUGAAGAUGGAUAUGCGACCAGUUUAAAAUAAACUAGAUAACCGACCGAGAAAGUUAUAAAAAUGGGAAUGAAUAUUGAAGAAUAAAAAAAAUGAUAAUAUUAAUGGUAAUAAUAAAAAAACACCAUUUGGAUUGUGAAAUUAAGGGCAGAUUUAAAAAAAAAUGUGCUCAUGCUGAAAAUACAAACAUGAAGAAACUGCGGCGACUAAAAAUAAACCGUAGGAAUUAUGUGCUGUCAUAGUCUAGAAUCCAUUUGGAAAAUGGCAUGCAUAUUGUUUAUGGAUAUUAUAAUUUGAGGAAAGUGAUGCUACUGGCCAGACUCUUUGCAUAUAAACAAACUUUGUAUUACAAAAAAGUGAACAUGAAUUACAUUACAUCUGUCUAAAUACAAAUAUUUUGAAAUCGUAAUCGUUAUUUUUUGUGCGAUUUGUGUAUGUUUGUGUGUUGCUGACAAGAAGCAAACUGUGGACAAGACUCGACUUGUCCGAAAGCUUUUGAUCAAGAUGCAACAUGACAUAACCCUCUUGAACAAGAUGCAAUAUCCGACUUUGAAAUUUAGCUUCUUGUUUACGUUUACUUGGACAAGAAGCGACUCGCGCUUCUUGGUCAAGAAGCAAAAUAAAAGCACUGCUGUAAACCAUAAUCUGCAGGAUUUUAUUGAGUAUAAUAACAGAAAAUUUAAAAUGCUACGAGCUGUUUUUACCGUGGCGGCUGAGUCAGUUUAGAUUUCGGGCGUUUUAGCAGACAUCUGCUAGUUGUAAACCCUUUUCUCUCUUUUUUUCCAAUUCAGAAUUUCUGUAUUGACCGAAAAGAAUAAACAACAAUAUUAAUGAUUAAUAAUAUAUUUAAUAUAUAGAAAGUUUAUAUUUAAAGUGGAUUAUUUUUAUGCUUAUAUUUCCCUGUAAUUUGAGUUAAAUUUAGAUUAAGUAAUGCAUUUUUAAUUUUUCUUUAUUCAUUACUUGUAACUUUUAACUCAAAUUACAUUAGAUUAAGCACUGCAAUGGAUCUUAAUUUUGGGAAAGAAUUUUGUAAAAAUAUUUUUUCUGAAAAUUAUAUAAGUAAAUUCUAAUUUUUAAGAUUCAGAUAAGUUAUAAAUUAUAACUUGUAACCAAGUUUUUUAAUUACAAAUUUUAUUUAUCAUUAUUAUUCAUACAUGGGCAGAGCGCACUUUGCGCUCUGCGCUCAUGAGCGCGAGCGCAGAGCGCGAUCGCACGAUUUUCAAAAUCGUGAGCGCGAGCGCAUUGGUCGCUGAGCGCAGCGCUCAUUGCGCUCAUUUUGCGCUCAAACCAAAAGUAAAAAUUCCCAAAUUUGAUCAAAAAUUGUAAUGAAAAACAGUGUUUUUAUAUCAAAAACUUCAAAACUGAUCCCAAUUUUGGUGAUUUAACUUCAACUUUAUCAUUUCCAAUUGCCGAUGUAUUUUUUGUUAUAUUAAAAAAUUGUCUAAAAAGUCGCACUUUUUCUUCGGAUAAAAAUAUUUUUGAGCGCAACGCUUGAGCGCAAGACUUUUAAAAAAUUUGAGCGCGAGCGCAACAUUUUCAAAAUCUUGAGCGCGAGCGCACUGUUGCCAGUGAUCGCGAGCGCGAGCGCAAAAUUGUUGAGCGCACCCAUGUAUGUUAUUAUUACUUAUUUUUUUCCAAUGCCGAAGGGUGACUCAUUAAAUUAUUAUUAU
This is a messenger RNA of Neocloeon triangulifer, 5617 nucleotides long. RefSeq names its product RNA-binding protein FUS-like. Lineage: Eukaryota; Metazoa; Arthropoda; Insecta; Ephemeroptera; Baetidae. The coding region runs from base 164 to 1393 and encodes 409 amino acids. The transcript is spliced from 7 exons. The record is from RefSeq and is a predicted model, not a curated record.